This is a messenger RNA of Zygosaccharomyces rouxii, 1191 nucleotides long. It is a transcript of the gene GPI14, whose product is annotated as glycosylphosphatidylinositol-alpha 1,4 mannosyltransferase I. Bases 1 to 1191 code for a protein of 396 amino acids. Lineage: Eukaryota; Fungi; Ascomycota; Saccharomycetes; Saccharomycetales; Saccharomycetaceae. Gene Ontology annotation, molecular function: alpha-1,4-mannosyltransferase activity; GPI mannosyltransferase activity. Gene Ontology annotation, biological process: GPI anchor biosynthetic process. The record is from RefSeq and is a predicted model, not a curated record. Gene Ontology annotation, cellular component: membrane; glycosylphosphatidylinositol-mannosyltransferase I complex. The transcript has a single exon.
AUGGUUUCUGGAGGUGUGUGGUUGCUUGUAAGUUCGUUACUACUUCGUAUAGGAUUUUUCACCUUCGGUAUAUACCAAGAUGCUCAUAUGCAAGUGAAAUAUACCGAUAUCGAUUACUAUGUGUUCCACGAUGCUGCUGGCUAUGUGUUUAAACAUGGUUCGCCUUUUAUGAGGGAUACCUAUCGGUAUACCCCACUGUUAAGCUGGUUACUAGUACCUAAUCACUAUUUAGCAUGGAUUCAUUAUGGUAAGCUUUUGUUUGUUAUAUUUGAUCUGAUCACUGGUGUGAUAAUUAUGAGACAAUUAGCUGGAAGUUCUAAGGCCAAUUGGUUAGCUAGCCUGUGGCUUUUGAACCCGAUGGUUAUAACCAUCAGUACCAGAGGUAAUGCUGAAAGUAUUCUAGGUUUUAUGGUAAUGCUAACCUUGUAUUGGUUACAAAACGGUCAAUUGGUACUUGCAGGUUUAAUGUAUGGAAUUUCAAUUCAUUUCAAGAUCUAUCCCGUAAUUUACAGUUUACCCAUCUCUAUCUACACUUACAAUCGCUAUAAAGGUCACAGAUGGUUUUACAAAUUAGUGCUAUUGGGUGCUGCCGCAUUAAUUGGACUAGCGGGUUGUUCGAUUUGGAUGUACCAAAUUUAUGGCCAGGAAUUUCUGGAAAAUGCGUACUUAUACCACCUUUACAGAACCGAUCAUAGGCAUAAUUUUUCCAUUUGGAAUUUAUUACUAUACUUCGAUUCAGCAAGACCAGAGAAAUCUGCGUUGUCUAAAAUUGCAUUCGUCCCUCAAUUGAUCGUAACAGCCAGCAUUUCGAUUUUACAAUGGUGGAAUCCAUCUUUUGAAAAUUUACCAUGUGUAUUAUUCGUCCAGACAUUUGCAUUUGUUACAUUUAACAAAGUAUGCACUUCUCAGUAUUUUAUCUGGUACCUGAUCUUUUUACCUCUUUACAUCUCAAGAUCAAACAUUUCCCCACUCAAGGGUGUUAUAAUGCUAGCAGUUUGGGGAAUUACACAAGGUCUAUGGUUAUUACAAGGCUACAGACUCGAAUUCUUAGGACAAGACGUUUUCUUCCCAGACUUACUUGCCGCCAGCGCAGCAUUCUUCUUGGGGAACGUUUGGCUCUUGGGUCAAUUUAUUGAAGAUAUCAAGAAUUCACAACAGCCAAAAAUUGAUAGAGUUAAAAAGGAACUUUAA